GUACACAGCGCUAUGCAGCUGCAGUCAGAUAAGCUGAAAAGAGAACGGCAAUAUGACAGAAGUGACAGCUGCAGCUAAAAGACGUGAGACCCCCCGCCACCCUGAGGACCCUUAGUCAUGUCCACAGAUGACAGCAUCUCUGAGGACGUGUCCAGUUCGGUGGCCCUGAGCGCGGAGCACCCCCCACCCCACCGCCUCCCCCAUCACCAUCACCACCAUCACCAUGACGACCGCAGCAUCAGCAAGGGAGAGGCAGAGGGAGAGGUCAGCGAGGCGUCCGUCGUCUCAUUGGAGGACACUAUGUCGGGGGCGGGGCCUGUGGUGGUGGUGGGCGGAGAGGAACGCGGAGGGGUGGAGUCACCCGUGCAGACGCUAGAGGGGCUGCUGCAGGCCGCCCAGGAGAACAGACGCGCGGGCAGGGCCCUGUGUGUGGACGGCGAUGAGCUGUCCAGUGAGCGUCCGCUGCCCUUCAUCAACCCCAGCUCCCUGGAGACGCUGCGCGCCCUUGUACAGGAGAUCCAGACCAGCGGACACACGGACCCCGAAGUGUGGAAGAACUGCGAGGGCCGAUGGCUGCACCUCUUCCAGCUGGUGGAGAAGCAAUACCAGGAGCAGAUCCUGGCCCAGCAGGAGCAGUACCAGUGCCAGAUACAGCUCAUCCAAGAUGAGAUCAAGGCCUUACUGCAGCUGCAGCAGAAACAGGGGGCGGAGCAGAAGGCGGGACAACCAGCUGUCACUCAAGAGUGCCCAGCCACUCAUGAAGCUCCUGAUGCUGACGCCACACUAGGGGCGGAGCCUAAGGCCAUCCAGUCCGAGCUGCUCUCCCCUCCCUCUGCCCCUGCCAAUGAGAGUUCAGAGGAGGGCGUCGUCAGUGGAUACGGAACGCUUUCUACCUGGGAGGCGGAGCUAGAGGCGGAGUCACACCUCCUGCCCUCCCCAUUGGCUGCUGAACCAUGUCUGACCAGUCAGGAGCACCAGCACAGACACACGUCCUCCACCCUGAUUGGCCACACACACCAGCAUGCACCCUGCAGGCAAGCGCUGACCUCGUGGGCCCAGAAGCAGAGCCGCACCCAGAAGAAGGGGGAAAAGGGGGGCCGGCGUUCCCAACAGCAGCAGCAGCAGCAGCCGUCCUCUUCAGCCCCCCAGGAGAGCAGUGAGGGAGGAGGCCCCGCCGCCAGGACACCACCAGCAGAACACCUGGAACUGCUGGGCUGCCCUGUAGACUCCUCCAGUCCCAGCUCUCUAAAGAGGAGCGACAGCCUCGUGUCGGAGGCCUCAGGUCUGACCUACUGGCGGUUGGACGAGUCGGAUCUCUACCGCCCCCUGCCUGACGCUUUCUGCAGUGCGUCUGGGCUGCCAUCUCCAGGUGCCACGGUGCCCUCUCCGGGUGUCACCCCCAUGGGCACAGACAGGAGCCCCACCACCACCACCAUGCUCUGGCCACAGCCCUGCCAGUCCCCAGUGUCUGAGAGCCGACUCUCCGUGUCUCUGAAGGAGAUCUACCAGACGAGGAAGAGCGGAGAGCGCAGGGUCAAGGAGUGGGACACACUGGCUGGCACCGGCUCUCACCUGCCACAGGUCUUGACCCUUGACCCGGUUGGUGGCUCUGUGAUGCGUCCCAAGGUGACUCCUCCAGAGGUCAGGUCGGAGGUGACGUCAGGUCUGGCGUCCCCGAGCCCCUCCCCCCUCAGCAGUCCCCAGGGGCCCUGGCUGCUGCACCCGGACCCCGGACACCGGGACCGAGACAGGGACCGAGACAGUGGCCGCGCCACGGAGGAGGGAGGCGUCCUGAGCGAAGAGGAUGAGGGGAGACCCCACACCUCCCACACCACCACUACCACACCCACCCUCCGCAGCCUAAACAAGCCUGCCACUCGAGUUAGCCCCGCCACCAGGGUCAGCCCCACCCCUCGGCCUAACCACACCCCCAGAGCGAGCCCGACGCUCAGAGCCAGCCCAACCAGUAGAGGGAGUCCUACCAACAGGUUGGAGAGGGCUGCAUCGCUGGAGGACCCCGUCACACUCUCACUGAUGCGUCAGAACUUGCGUGAGAAGCAUGAGAGACACGUGGCGGACAUGAGAGCGUACUACGAGUUGGAGAUCGCCGCUCUGAAGGAGAAACUAGAACUCACACACCUCCCACACGACAUACAGCGGAGCAACGAUAUACUACAGGAGAGGUGUGCGCACCUGGACCGGGCGCUGAGUGAAGCCAGCCGCCGCAUCAGUGAACUGGAAGAACAAAACCAGCUACUGGAGACACAACUGCGCGAGUGGCCGGAGCGUUUGGAGGUAGCGAGCGGCGCGGUGUCGGUGGUGAAACAGCGUCUGGAGGAGAGCCAGCGGUCGGGCAGGGAGAAGGACGCCCUCAUCACCAAGCUCAGGACCCGACUCAGGCACACCGAGGCGGCCGCACAGAACGCCUGCAAGGAGCGUGAGGAGACGGAGGCGCGCAGGAAGCAGGAACACAACAUGCUGCUGGAGCUCCUGACUGAGUACGACUCACUCCGGAAAGAGAAUGAUGGCACUAAGGAGAAGUUAUUCUCGACCGACAACAAGUUGUUUGAGGCCAGCGAGCAGAUAUCCGAUCUCAAGAGAGUGAUCAUGAAGUUGGAGUCCCAGGUGAAACAGCUGGAGCAUGAGAGCCAAGCCAAACUACGAAUGGCCUCACACACACACUCGCAGACUACUGGCUUGUUCCACCACCCGGACCUGCUGAUGUCCCCCAGUAGGCGCUACCAUGAGGCGGAUGCAGGCGCCAGGAGGUCCCCUGUCCCCACAGGGCUCCAGGCAGAGCAGACCAACACGCACUCCCCUGCCAAAGCUGCAGCACCAGACAAGAGGCACGUAACCCCUCCUGCUCGUGACCUCCAGGCUGACCCCGCCUCUCAAACACAAGGACAAGGUCAAGGUGGUCGAGGACGAAGAGAGGGACAGGGGAGACAGAGGGGUCGGGGACAACGAGAUGCCACCAUGACGCACGGACAAGGACAGCCACAAGGGCGACGAGGGGAUUCCACCCUGACGCCCGUCAUGAGGGCUCUCAUCCAGAUGGAGGGCACCAAAGCCACCGAGGGAAAGGCCCUGUCCAAAGCCAACCGCGGAGCCGCCAGGCCAGGCAGCAGUAGGCCUACGGUGGGAUUUGUUGACACUAGCGCCUGCCAGUCUGGCACAGGAAUGGGAGGAGCUUCACCUGAGCCAAUGGCAAUGCCCGAUAUAGCCGAGCCCGAGCCUGAGCUAAUAGCAAUAGCCGAUGUCCUCGGUCAAAGAGGUGGGUCCGGUCACAGAGGGGGAGGGGCCUAUCUGAGGGCCCAGAGAAGUUUGUCCCCCGAGGGCCACCGUUCCUCCUCUCUACCCCCCCGAACGCAGAAGCCGCCAACCCCCACCACACCUACGCGCCACACUCUAAUGAUGCCACUGUCUGCCAAGUCCAGCCCCAAACGCUGCCCUACGGAGAACUACUCUACCGCAUUUAGUCACCCAUCCACCAGUUGUGACUCGGACCAGAGGGGAGCCUGUUCGUCCUCUAACAGGCCCAGCCCACGCAAACAACUCCGCUACUCAGGCCCUGACCGGCUGGAAGGUGGCUCUGUCUCCGGAGACUCUGAGGGGGGAGAGGAGGCAGGGCGCACCAUAGAGGGCGGGGUUACAGGGGAGACGGAGACUGGAGGACUGGAGCUGUCCAAUCAGGAGACAGGAGUGCUGGAGCUGCCCAAUGAGGUGCCACUGUCCUACCAGGCACGCGUGCAGUCCCUCACCGACGCAGAGAGGCUAUUGGACGAACUCACACAGGAGAAGCAGCAGAUUGAGGCAGCUCUGAGUCGAGUGCCAGGGGCGGGGGCCCGAGUCACCUUGCAGACCCGGCUGGAUGAGGUGACGCUGGAGAAUCGUCUGGAUAGGGUCAACCGUGACCUGGGGUCACUACGCAUGACUCUGAAGAGAUACAACGUCCUGCGCACCUCGGCUAACACGUAGCACAGAGCUCUCUGGUGCUGUUUUCUGGCUGACCAGAACGAAGCCAGUGGCCGUUCCCGGACCAGUUACAUUCAAGACUAAAAUGCUUACCUGCGAACUGUUCACGCUCAUACCGAGCUUUGAACUUGGCCACACACAACUGUGUGUGUCACCUGGAUGAACCUGCGGAUGUCCACUUUGUCGUCGUGGUUCACGGAGGGUGAAAAAGUAUUUUUUCAGGUCGGCAUGCGGUUCUUGAACGCUCAGACUUGAACACGCCAGACAGUUCGAGAUGAGGUGGGGGAACAGGCACUAGCACAGUUCUCAGUUGGCCUGAACGCACCUUGGGAGAUGGAAGCAGUGGCAUCCCGGCCAUAGACGUGUGUACUGUAUGUCUGUGUAUAUGAAUAUGCAUAGAUAUGUCGAUGACCCAGGCACUCAGAAGCAGGAAGUGGUGCCAUUUUCAGCCUCUCUCUUCCUGUCUCUCUCCCCCAACCCACACCCUGUACAAAAUGCAAUGUCUAUAUGUGAAGUACAUAUUUUCUACUUUUUAUUACUGUAGAAUAUAUUUUGGAUCUUUUAUCACAUGGGAAAAAAAGAUGGAGAAUUUUAAAAUAUAUUUUAGUAAGAAUUCAGAUUUUCAGAUUAUCGUUUUACUUUUUUAUGUCUGUGAAAUAUGAUGAACUUUUGUGCUUUAUUCCUCUUUCAGGUCAUUUAGAGAGUUUUUAUACCCUAACUAGAUCCAUCUGAAUGGCAAAGACUAUAACAAUGAUUCCCCACUCCUCACGGAUCCCCACUCUCAUGAGUAUCAGCCUCUAGACACGCUCCAUGUCACACCACUAUAGAGAUUAUUUGCUAAACUCUGACCAUGGGGUUGCUAGGUCGUUGGAUGAUCACUCAAUGCGUUGAAUUCUCAGCGAGCAAGGACUGCAGGAAAAGUUUGUCUUGUUCCUUCAAAAGGAAAAUACAAAGUAAAAGUGGACUGCCAUUGAUGCAAAGUUAUGUACGAGUUUGUACAAAGUAUACAAAGUACAGUAUAAAGUAUGAGUCUGCCAUUGACGUACAGGUAAGAUCAUUCCCCUGCUGUAUUAUAUGGCAACACCUGAUUACCACGUUCUGCUUUCCCUGAACAAGUUGAAGAGGGGUCAGUUUCUUGACGGCAUUCUCCAGAUUGCUGUGUUCUUCUGAUCAGUAUCACAGCCAGUUGAAAGCAUUGGGUUUGUGUCUUCCAGUGACAAGAGGGUCGUAUUUAUAGUCCUCAGGUGCCAUCUGAAUGGGGAUCCAUAGAUGUAACCACAACCAUUCCAUGUGAAAAAAUAUGGCCAGUUUUCCUGUUAUGUUUUUUUAUGUUUACAUAUGGUGCAUUGAUUUGUUUAUUUAUUGAGUUCAUUUUAAAAAAACAACAUUGUUUUUUUUCUCUGUUGCUGUUAAAUGAAGUGUUUCCUCAUGUUUAUAUUAUUGACUUGAAUGAAUGUCACACUCGCAAAAGCCAAUGUAUUAGACGAGUAAUGUGUGUGGAGUCGCCACUUUUGUAGAGGCCUUUUUAUGUUGCUCUCACCGCCAUACCACCUGCCACACACACACACACACACCAUUCCAGGGAAGCAGUUUGGAGCCGUUCCCCCAUCCACACACACACACACACACACACACACACACACACACACACACACACACACACACACACACACACACACACACACACACACACACCAUUCCAGGGAAGCAGUUUGGAGCCGUUCCCCCCCACACACACACACACACACACACACACACACACACACACACACACACACACACACACACACACACACACACACACACACACACACACACCAUUCCAGGGAAGCAGUUUGGAGCCGUUCCCCCAUCCACACACACACACACACCAUUCCAGGGAAGCAGUUUGGAGCCGUUCCCCCAUCCACACACACACACACCAUUCCAGGGAAGCAGUUUGGAGCCGUUCCCCCAUCCACACACACACACACCAUUCCAGGGAAGCAGUUCGGAGUCAUUCCCCCAUCCAUCCAUUCCUGCAGACCUCUUGCCAACACCAAAACCAGCAACGACGUGGUGCAUUUUUUUUGCACAGUUUUUUUGUUAAAUUUCACAUUCACACAUGAUGUGCACCGUGUUGUAUGUAACAUCUGUCACGCUGGGCAUGCCAAAAUAAUACCAGCCCACUGUUUACUUACACAGGACACACAGCACGCAUGCGACCCCUGCCAAUGGUCAAGCAUGAAACCACAAAUGAUUGUGCAGUCUUUUACUACCGUACUUUCCUAAAGAUAAAAUGAUACCACUUUUUUAUUUAAAAAAAAGAAAAGAAACCAAUACUCUGUUAACCAUUUGAAAUAUCUACUCUCUUAUAAAAAUGUCUCAAACAAAUAAACGUUAACAUUUAAUAUAA
This is a messenger RNA of Engraulis encrasicolus (European anchovy), 6370 nucleotides long. RefSeq names its product M-phase phosphoprotein 9. Bases 118 to 3978 code for a protein of 1286 amino acids. The record is from RefSeq and is a predicted model, not a curated record. Lineage: Eukaryota; Metazoa; Chordata; Actinopteri; Clupeiformes; Engraulidae. Gene Ontology annotation, cellular component: centriole. The transcript is spliced from 26 exons.